Necator americanus (New World hookworm) is the source of this 7026-nucleotide messenger RNA. RefSeq lists its product as uncharacterized. Gene Ontology annotation, cellular component: extrinsic component of membrane. The coding region runs from base 1 to 7026 and encodes 2341 amino acids. The record is from RefSeq and is a predicted model, not a curated record. Lineage: Eukaryota; Metazoa; Nematoda; Chromadorea; Rhabditida; Ancylostomatidae. Gene Ontology annotation, biological process: protein targeting to vacuole; mitochondrion organization; protein retention in Golgi apparatus. The transcript is spliced from 59 exons.
AUGGAUGUGAGUCGUCCCGAACUGUGCUUGCGCCUUGAGAUUACCGUUGACAUAAAAUUUGCGUUCGAUGCGACGAAUGAUAUGUUGGUGAUCGGUGAAAAUCGCAAGAAAAACUACGAUGUCGACAUUGAGCUGAAUGAACUGGACAUGGGAAUGAACAGAAGAACAUGGACAGGACUAUUGGACUUGGCUGGACUAUUAGGUGUUGAAGAAACGGACGACGAUAUUGCGAAAAAGCCUGAAGCUGAUCAAAAUCUUACAAUCAAACCGAAAAUCUGCCCAUUACGUGUUGGCUGCGCUGCACGAGUACGAUCCUGGCGUAUUGACAUGAACUAUCCGGCGAAUUCAACGCGGUUAGGAGCAAUUCGACUGGAAAACGCUAUGUUAAAUUCAACACUGAAAUUACAUGAAACUGUAGAGACGUUAUCGAUAGCGUUACUUGUUGACGGGCUACGGAUUGACGAUCGCACACCAUUCUUUUCGGAACUGUAUCCGGAAAGAUUAGUGUUAUGUCAUGGUGGUGCAAGCGUUUUACCUAGUCAUGCGGAGGUUACAAUUCUGAAGUAUUUGGGCGAAGACAGCACCAGAGAAUGUGAUCUUCGAGUUGGUAUAGUGGUACCGGAGACGAUGCAGUUGUACUAUGUUCAUACGCACAGAUUCUUCUGCGCUUUGACGGACUUUUGGUUGCAGUUCAAUGAACUUCAGGAUCAAGUAGCCAAGAGCAAGCGGAUCUACGUUGUCGAUGGAUUGCGUUCAAAAGUCGCCCUCGAUGUGGAUGUCAAAUGUCCAACGAGCAUUGUACUUCCACUGAACCAGUGCAGUGAUCAACUUCUUGUUCUGGAAUCAAAUGGACUUCGAUUACAUAACGCAUUCAAACCGAUGAGCCAUGUGGAUGAUGUGUUCCAGAAGAAUUGUGUUGAUAAGGACUAUGGAUACGACGCUUCUGUUGAUUGUUUGCUGGAUUGCCUGAAAGUAGUGCUGACUGAGUUACGAGCUUAUGAAGGGCGUCGUGUGGUGACACCUCCCAGAAAGGAUGACACGACUGUACGCAUAAUUGGUCGCGGAGCUUUUGAUUCGUUUGCGAUGGUUAGUUCGAUGGAAUCAGUGUUUAGUCGCCGCUUCGACCUAUUCGUUGAUGUUUUCCGAAAUCUGGACGGUAUCCGAUCGCAUAACGCACCUGAUUUGACAGUGCUGACUAGUAUAAGUAAAUUGACGUGGCGAAUGACAUCGGAUUUCUACGUUUUGUUUCGUGGUGUGCUUGAGAAAAAUUUUGGUGAUACCUUGAUCCCAAUUGCUGAGACAAUUCCGAUUGAAAUACUGCAAAAACCGACUACAGGAUGUGAAGUGGGUUCCGAUUCCAAAUAUGCCACGCUUUCGUUUCGUUUGCUUUUGGAUGAAGUGCAGCUAGAUUGUCAGGUCCCACUGCAAGACUUUGGCCCGUCGCCUAAUACUUUGUUUGGUCAACGUUUCACUCCUUUUGCUAUCAUGCAGCUUCAAAGUGCCCGUGUCAGCUUCGAUGUUUUUAUUGACGGUCAAAGCGAAUUGGAUUUGGUUUGUGAGAAAAGUCACCUACUGGACAACAGAAAAGUUCAACUUGGUAGCGGAACGAAGAAUUUGUUCACUACAAUCCUUCAACCUCGUGAAUCUACGGGAAAUAAUUUCCCUUUGAUGUCCGAAGCUCACAUAAUGAUGCGGAAAGAUGAAGUCCCGGUGGUCACACUUGUUCUGAUGCACUCGCGUGUCUUACUAUUGUACGACUGGCUGAAUGAUGCGAAGAGCUUCAUUAUGCUUAGCACGGACUUUGUUCCAAAAUAUCGAGACGAUCCCGUCCGUUACGUGGCAAACGGAGGAGUGCUGGCACGAAUGGGCAGCGCCCCACUGGAGCAACAACAAACUGUAGCACUGAAAAUUACUAUAAGGGAUUCGGAUCUCUAUUUCCUGGAAAACCCAAACCUGGACAACAGUUUUGCCGUGGUAGCGACCACUAACGCUGUCUUGAACCUGAAUGACACUGGCAACAUGAUUUCGGCUAAUUUGGAAAUACAGAAUAUGGCUGUCGCAUGGUGUUGUAUGAAAGAUGAGAAGCGAACGUUGAAUCAGUGCUCGAAUGAGUUCAGCAUAGCGGUAAGUAUGGCAAUGACUGACCCGGUUACACCAGCAACAGAAGCACCGCGAGGUUUGCCUUCGUUGGCUAUCAAGAGACAUUCUUUAGAGAUCGAUAUUAAUGGGAUGAUAGGCAGGCUCUCUUACAAAGAUAUGCGAGUUUUACGUGCAACAGCUGAUGGUUUCAUCAAAAACUUCUACGAGAAUUGCUCAAAGACGAUGGUUCCAACCAUAGGAACACCACCAUCACCAAAAAGCAUCGAAAUCGGACGAGUUUUGCUAAAGACUGCACGUGCAGAUCUUUGGCUACUGGACGAUUUUCAAGGCAGUUCAAUACCACUGCUGAGGGUGUCAUUGUCAAACCUAUCGAUCGAUCGGCAGUCGGAAGACCGUUUGGUGUCGAAUUUCGCUUUAUCGGCUGAUUACUUUAAUCAACGAGUAUUUGGGUGGGAGCCAAUGGUUGAGAAAUGGUCGGUGCUAAGAUUCCUCAUGGUGAGGAAGGACAACACACAAAAUGUGGAUUUGGUGGCUGAAUCAAGAAGUACGUUGGACAUCAAUAUCACCCAACAACUAAUGCAACAAGCGGUGCAGUUUGCUUCAAGAUGGCCAGCAAUUCGUGCGUCGUUCGAGCGCGACGAUUUCCGGAAUUCGUGUGCACGAUCGCGUUCGGACCACUUGCCAUAUCUCUUCAAAAAUGAGACCGGUUGUGAGGUUAUGUUCAGUACUGCUGUCGAAGACAUCCAAUUAGCUAGGAAUCAGCAACGAAGAGCAACAGUACGAUGGAUUACUGUCCCCAAGGACAAGGAGCAUACAUUUGAAUUUCCUGCGCGAUUGCUACUUUACUCGCAUUCCGAGCGUGAACCUCCACGUCAAGUAAUAGUGAAAGUGAACGGCUGGGAUGAGAUUUCACCUGUUCACGUGGAUGCCUGUGGAACAUACUUUAGGCUUGUUAAAGCAGUGAAGAAAGGUAUGCCAAUGGCAAGAGUAGUGAUCCGAGUGACGAUGGAAAAAGACGGGAAAAAGGUGGUGGCGGUGAGAUCAUCGAUCGACAUUCAUAAUCAGCUACCACAUCAGUUGGCGGUUUUUAGUGCUGAAGACGGAAAAGAACUAAUGCUCGUUGAGCCGUCACAAUCCAGGCCAGUUCCUCUACAGUUCGCUCAUUGCCAGUUUAUGGUGAGACCAGAGGGCUGUCAAGUCCACGAGAAGGCGGAAAUAAUCUGGAAAAAUGUGCGAGUAGCAGGCGAAACGCUCAAUAAGACAGAAUAUUUGGAAAGUUCUAAGAGUUACUAUAACUACUGGAUGUGCACAUCAGUUCGUCGCGAACACUAUCCUGACCACGAAGGUUUGCCUGGUCAUUCAAUUUAUGUGGUAGCACCACUUACAAUCCAGAAUCUCUUACCGAUUGAUGUUGAAAUCCAUAUUUUGGAUCAUGUGUUCCCCGUAGCGGCAGGAAAACUGCAUAUGAUAAGCAUAGUUGACAUAACGAAAACACUUGCGAUACGUGUAGUCACAGAUCGGCUACGGACCGUUCAAGAGUGCCACAUAUCAAAAUCCAGCAUAGGAGAGGGACAGCUUGUGUCGUUGAGGCUACAAGAUGCCAACAAACGUCCGUUGGAUAUGUAUGGUAACGUUCGACUUGGUGUUGGAGGCUCUAUCUCAUUGUCCUUGUGGGUCCCAUAUUGGAUAGUAAACAAGUCAGGUAUUCCUCUAAUUCUCAAGCAAGAAGCUGCUGAUAGCGAAGCAGCUGGCCAGAUGGCUGAGCAUGAGCAGGCUAAGGACCGGCAUCCGUUGAUGUUUAGCUUUGCUGACGAUGGUUGUCCGAAACAAUGCGUGGUACGAGUUGGACAUGGUCUUGCUAAGGAAGCAAACUACCGGCCACGUUACAGCCACAAGUUUGCCUUAACUCCUGGUGUACAAGCACUAAAACUUAGCGUUGUACAUGAAACACUACCAACUUUGUACUAUAACAUUGGUGUGGAGGUCCGUGCUGGAACGGGGAGAUACAAAGAUACUCAAGUAGUGCUGUUAACUUCUCGCUAUGUCAUAAGUAAUCAGUCAUCGUUCACGUUAUCCGUCUGCCAUCAUGAUCUCAUUGAUCGAGUAUCUGAGCACGUGCACAUUGCAUCACAAUGCAGUUUGGUAUGGAAUGAAAAUUACGAGGAUUGUCGACAGAUGUGUGUACGUAGAAGCGAUGUACGACAUUGGAGUUGUCCUUUUCGAAUAGAUCGGAUAGGAUCAUUCCAUAUUACAAUGAGAGAUGCCGAUGAAACGCCGAGAUUUGUUCGCGUUGAGAUAAUUCUGAACAGUGCCGUUUUUUGUGUAACAUUCACGGAUGCUGAUUACUAUCCGCCGCCUAUUCGAAUAGAAAAUCAAUCAGACGUACCUGUUUUAUAUCAACAACAAUCAGAGGGUCCCAUUGGCCAGCAUCUAAGAACUAUCUGUAAAGCAAGAAGUCACAUUGACUACGCUUGGGAUGAUUUGUACGGAAGUCGAAGAAUGGUGCUGCAGGUUUAUGAAAACAAGAGCCAUGUUUACGAUCCGUCGGUGAAAGGGAUUGGACCUCAACUUGUAUACGAGAAUCAUAUCUACAUACAACUAGCGGCUUCAUUUAACAAUGUUUCGAGCUCUAAAAGAACGGAAGAGAAUGAAUUAGUCCUCGAAACCCUUCAAAAAGGAAAGGUGAUCCUGAACAAGCAGAACAGGGUGGAUGCGAACAGCGGCAAUCAACUUUGGGUACUGUGUAAGGACGGGUGCAUAGAGAAUAUAGGAAUGUCGUAUAGAUCUAAGACAAGAAUGGUGCUGGAUGUCCUGGAACGAAUGGGAUUCCAACUGAUGAUGACGCCUCGGCAAUCCUCUCGUGAUCGAUUCCAGAAAUGGAAGUUCUCAUCGGAUGGUCGACUGUAUUGUCAAGGUCUUUCCAACAUGGCCGUUACCCAUCGAUCGCCGGAAAUUUUCAUGAUGAGAUGUGAAUCAAACCGUGGUGACGUAGUGGACCCUUCUUCUCAGGUCUGGCGCGUACAACGUCAACGGCCAGGUAGCGGAACGUUAGAGGUCGAAUGCUUGCAUAGUGGCCCAACUUUGGUAGUACGAAUAACUGACCGCGAGGAUCGUUUGAGAUGUACGUCAGUGCCGUCCAUAAUGAAGUCGAUAAAGCCAGCUGGCCUGGAAAUGAAUGUCACUAUGAGAGCUGGUCUUGGUAUAUCGUUAGUCAAUGGAUGUCAUGAGGAAUUGCUGUAUGCAAGAUUUGGAGGAAUCGUCCUAAGCGCAAAGCGACUGGAGGAAACUUAUCUAAUGACGGGAAGUGUGGAUGUGAUCCAGAUUGAUAACCAGCUACUGAAUUCGGACAAAUGGCAAGUGCUUCAUUGUCAACCAGAAACAAUUGGCGCAGAUGAAGAUGGUUAUGGGAGUUACGUCAAUGGGGAUCUACCACCUGGUGUCUCAGGAACGCCUCGACCUGCUUUAAAGUUGGAAAUGAACUGUACACCCAUGAAGCAUUACGACGCUUUCGACUGUUUCCGGAUAAAGUUGUGUGAUCUUGAUGUACAGUUAGACGAACUACUUCUUUGGAAACUCGUUCAAUUUGCUCAAGCUUCAGAUGCUGCUUCAAGUGUUCAGCAGAAAACGCUCAGUUUGCCGCCAAAUACUGACUUGGAAAGACCGGAUCCAUUCCGAACGAGAAGAUGGUACUUUGGGACAUUGGUUCUUGAGAUGGGUCAGAUCUCCUUAAGUGUGGUGACCGUUUCAAAAUCGAGCCUUCCACCGGAAUGUCGACAACUGAAGCAGCAGUUCAACAUAAAAUUAGUUUCAUUCGAGAACGCUACCGUCUCGCUGCCGCCAUUCCGUCAAUUCCAUUACUUUGAAACGAGUUCAUUCCUGCUGGAAAGUUUGCAGAAAUUCUACUUUGCUGAAUUACAAAAGCAAACAUUGAAUAUAGUAGUGACGUUGGACGCAUUCGGAAAUCCACAAGGAUUGGUGACAGAUUUGAAGGAUUCUUUCCAGGGUCUCUUUAUCGAAGGCGACUUGCAAAGAUUUGUUGCUGGCCUCGGAUAUGGCGUAUCGAACAGUAUUUCCAAGCUGGCCUCCUCUGCAGCGUCUGGAGUAGGAGCGUUGACGUUUGAUCAGGAGCAUGAAGCGAAACGCCGACAUAACAUGAUACGAUCACACAGCACUACAACGACACCGCUGUCCCAUCUGUAUUCUGGCGUGAAGGGACUUGGCGUUGGGGUCCUCGGUGGAAUGACCGCAAUUGUCACGAAUACUAUCGCGGAAAGUCGCAAAAGUGGAAUAAUGGCUGGUGCUAUUCGUGGAAUCACUACAGGAGCUGUGGAUACGGUAACAAAACCGGUGCAAGGAUUGUUUGAUCUAGUUGAAGGAACAGCGUCAGCAAUGAAAGAGUUAGCUGGACCUUCCACAGGUAGUGGACGAAGAUCAGCAGCUAGCGGUAGAGUGCGACCACCACGAUUGUGUAGAAAUCUUUACCAUCUACUCCCACCCUACAGUCUACAGUUGGCAAAUGCUCAAAUGGAAAUGAUGCGAAUAAAUGGUUACUCUACGAAGGAACGAUUACUCGAUGUGGAAGUGUGCCUUGAACAGUUCAAAGGCGAAGACUUGAUACGACAGUAUGUAUUGAUCUCUACUAGGCAGUGUUAUGUGUGCAGACAGGUGAAUGCAGAACCAUCCAGCGUGAUUUUCCGGAUCCCCUACAAAUAUCUUAGGAGCGUUCAGCCUCGCCCAGAACUCGAAAACUCACUUGCUAGUCUAGAAGUGAUCCUGGAUACCGAUGAUAAGAGAACUCAUCCAUCACAUAUAUGGUGUGGUAGAUUCGAGGUGGCAAGACGGUUGGCGGAGAAAACGAUGCGAGCAAAGCAUGAAUACGAUCACAGUAAACGCACCCUCACCGCUCAGGAGUACGAGACUGGCUGA